This is a messenger RNA of Drosophila eugracilis, 919 nucleotides long. It is a transcript of the gene E(spl)mgamma-HLH, whose product is annotated as enhancer of split mgamma protein. The record is from RefSeq and is a predicted model, not a curated record. The transcript has a single exon. Gene Ontology annotation, molecular function: RNA polymerase II cis-regulatory region sequence-specific DNA binding; DNA-binding transcription factor activity, RNA polymerase II-specific; protein dimerization activity. NCBI's taxonomy places the organism in Eukaryota, Metazoa, Arthropoda, Insecta, Diptera, Drosophilidae. Gene Ontology annotation, biological process: regulation of transcription by RNA polymerase II; regulation of neurogenesis; anterior/posterior pattern specification. Bases 102 to 719 code for a protein of 205 amino acids. Gene Ontology annotation, cellular component: nucleus.
GGUCUCUCAACACACAACGUCUUCGACCGUCAGAGCAACCACAGCUCAAAGAACUCACAUUACACCAAGAAAUUCGAAAAGGAAAAAUAAAUACACACAAAAUGUCGUCGCUACAAAUGUCCGAGAUGUCCAAGACCUAUCAGUACCGCAAGGUGAUGAAGCCUAUGCUGGAGAGGAAACGUCGUGCCAGGAUCAACAAGUGCCUGGACGAGCUGAAGGAUUUAAUGGUUGCCACUUUGGAGUCUGAGGGCGAGCAUGUCACCCGAUUGGAAAAAGCCGAUAUCCUGGAGCUGACCGUCACACAUUUGCAAAAGAUGAAGCAACAGCGUCAGCACAAGCGCGCUUCCGGCGAUGAGAGCUUGACCCCGGCAGAGGGAUUCCGUUCCGGUUACAUUCAUGCCGUGAAUGAAGUCUCCCGUUCUCUGUCCCAACUGCCAGGCAUGAAUGUCAGCCUGGGCACUCAAUUGAUGACCCACUUGGGACAACGUCUUAACCAGAUCCAGCCAGCCGAAAAGGAGCCUUUGCCAGUGACCGCUCCACUCUCCGUGCAGAUUGCCAGUCGGGAUGCCUACUCCGUGCCCAUUUCUCCAGUCUCCAGCUACGCCGGCAGCCCCAACUCGAAUGCCAGUUCAGCCAGCCAUUCGCUUUUGACCACCAUCGAUGUUACCAAGAUGGAGGACGACAGCGAGGAUGAGGAGAACGUCUGGCGUCCCUGGUAGAAGGGAAUAACUUUUCCCACAUCAAUGAAAAGAACGAAGGAGAGAUCAUAGAAAGUAAAAGUCUUCCGAGUCAAUGGAAUUCCCCAUCCGACUCCCAACCUAGUUUUAAGUUAACACCGUACACACACAAAGCUUUAGAUGAGGACGCGCAGUUCAUGUGAUAACUAAAUAAAUAAUAAAUUAUAUAGAUAAAAUUGAAA